This is a messenger RNA of Closterium sp. Naga37s-1, 957 nucleotides long. The record is from the annotation of a GenBank genome assembly. Lineage: Eukaryota; Viridiplantae; Streptophyta; Zygnematophyceae; Desmidiales; Closteriaceae.
AUGGUGGAGAGGCGGUGCACCACACAUCUCGUUCCUCUGCUACUCAGCCAGGAACACCACCUUCUCCCCAACCCCAAUCCCUCCCCCCCCCCCCUUUCCUCUCACCUGCCGCACAGCAAUGCAGUCCGCAUGGCAGAUGGUGGAGAGGCGCACAGCAAUGCAGUCCGCAUGGCAGAUGGUGGAGAGGGGAGAGUCACUCAGGCACUCAACCCUCCACACAUCCCAUCACUCUGUUACUCAACCCAACAGACACACUCCCUCUCCCUUGUCCACCCCCCCCUUCCCCCCCUCACCUGCAGCACAGCAAUGCAAUCGGCGUGGCAGAUGGUGGAGAGGCGGUGGGCCACGACAAUCGUGGUGAGUGAGCAGGUGAGCGAGCAGGUGAGCGAGCAGGUGAGCGAGAAGGUGAGCGAGCAGGUGAGCGAGCAGGUGAGCGAGCAGGUGAGCGAGCAGGUGAGCGAGAAGGUGAGCGAGCAGGUGAGCGAGCAGGUGAGCGAGCAGGUGAGCGAGCAGGUGAGCGAGCAGGUGAGUGAGCAGGUGAGCGAGCAGGUGAGCGAGCAGGUGAGCGAGCAGGUGAGCGAGCAGGUGAGCGAGCAGGUGAGCGAGCAGGUGAGCGAGCAGGUGAGCGAGCAGGUGAGCGAGCAGGUGAGCGAGAAGGUGAGCGAGCAGGUGAGCGAGCAGGUGAGCGAGCAGGUGAGCGAGCAGGUGAGUGAGCAGGUGAGCGAGCAGGUGAGCGAGCAGGUGAGCGAGCAGGUGAGCGAGCAGGUGAGCGAGCAGGUGAGUGAGCAGGUGAGUGAGCAGGUGAGUGAGCAGGUGAGUGAGCAGGUGAGUGAGCAGGUGAGUGAGCAGGUGAGUGAGCAGGUGAGUGAGCAGGUGAGUGAGCAGGUGAGUGAGCAGGUGAGUGAGCAGGUGAGUGAGCAGGUGAGUGAGCAGGUGAGUGAGCGGGGACACAUAUGA